Parnassius apollo (apollo) is the source of this 240-nucleotide messenger RNA. The record is from the annotation of a GenBank genome assembly. NCBI's taxonomy places the organism in Eukaryota, Metazoa, Arthropoda, Insecta, Lepidoptera, Papilionidae.
AUGCAGAGUGAGAAGUGGCUAGCAUACGAGAACCUUAAAGAAGAAAUAUUAGAGAAGAUAAGGAAGAUCGAGGAAGAACGUCACACUGUCGACCUCUGGUCCUGCGGUGCAGAAUGGGGCAGGAAGAGGCGCAGGAGACAGGUGGCCGUGUCACCUCCUUACGUGGUAUACAUGCUCCCCGAUGCCGACAUUAUGGAAGAUUGGCGACUAGUUAGGAAAUUGCUUGAGAGAGCUGAUUAA